This is a messenger RNA of Penicillium cataractarum, 1164 nucleotides long. RefSeq names its product ATP-dependent RNA helicase eIF4A. The coding region runs from base 1 to 1164 and encodes 387 amino acids. The record is from RefSeq and is a predicted model, not a curated record. Gene Ontology annotation, cellular component: catalytic step 2 spliceosome; nucleolus. The transcript has 3 exons. Lineage: Eukaryota; Fungi; Ascomycota; Eurotiomycetes; Eurotiales; Aspergillaceae. Gene Ontology annotation, molecular function: mRNA binding; ATP binding; RNA helicase activity.
AUGGAGUUCAGCACCUCCAAGGAGGUCACGGUGGCCCCGACCUUCGAGGACAUGCACCUGAAGGAAAGCCUGCUUCGCGGUAUCUACGCCUAUGGUUACGAAUCCCCAUCUGCGGUCCAGUCUCGCGCCAUCGUUCAGAUCUGCAAAGGUCGCGAUACCAUUGCGCAGGCCCAGUCUGGUACUGGUAAGACGGCGACUUUCUCGAUCAGUACUCUGCAGGUCAUCGAUACCGUUGUGCGCGAAACUCAAGCUCUUGUCCUCUCUCCGACUCGCGAACUUGCGACCCAGAUUCAGUCCGUCAUUAUGGCUCUCGGUGAUUACAUGAACGUUCAAUGCCACGCAUGCAUUGGUGGAACCAACAUUGGCGAGGAUAUUCGCAAGCUGGACUAUGGCCAACACGUCGUCUCUGGAACCCCCGGCCGUGUCGCUGAUAUGAUCCGCCGCCGGCACUUGCGCACGCGCCACAUUAAGAUGCUUAUUCUCGAUGAAGCCGACGAGCUUUUGAACCGCGGUUUCCGUGAACAGAUCUACGACGUCUACCGUUAUCUGCCUCCAGCGACCCAGGUUGUCGUCGUUUCAGCUACUCUGCCCUACGAUGUCUUGGACAUGACCACCAAGUUCAUGACAGACCCCGUUCGUGUCCUGGUCAAGCGUGACGAGCUUACCCUGGAAGGAAUCAAGCAAUACUUCAUUGCGGUUGAGAAGGAGGAGUGGAAAUUCGACACUCUGUGCGAUCUUUACGACACUUUGACGAUUACACAGGCUGUUAUCUUCUGCAACACCCGCCGCAAGGUCGACUGGUUGACCGAUAAGAUGCGCGAGGCCAAUUUCACCGUGUCUAGCAUGCACGGUGAGAUGCCUCAGAAGGAGCGUGACAGCAUUAUGCAGGACUUCCGCCAGGGUAACUCCCGUGUUCUGAUCUCCACUGACGUCUGGGCCCGUGGUAUCGAUGUUCAACAGGUCUCGCUUGUCAUCAACUAUGACCUGCCCACCAACCGUGAGAACUACAUUCACCGUAUUGGUCGCAGUGGUCGUUUCGGUCGCAAGGGUGUUGCUAUCAACUUUGUCACUAGCGAUGACGUCCGUAUCCUUCGGGAUAUUGAGUUGUACUACUCGACUCAAAUUGAUGAAAUGCCUAUGAAUGUCGCGGAUCUGCUCUCAUAA